Amaranthus tricolor (Joseph's coat) is the source of this 7136-nucleotide messenger RNA. Its product is annotated as E3 ubiquitin-protein ligase listerin. Gene Ontology annotation, molecular function: zinc ion binding; ubiquitin protein ligase activity; ribosomal large subunit binding. Gene Ontology annotation, cellular component: RQC complex; cytosol. The transcript is spliced from 17 exons. Gene Ontology annotation, biological process: ribosome-associated ubiquitin-dependent protein catabolic process; rescue of stalled cytosolic ribosome. Bases 258 to 5912 code for a protein of 1884 amino acids. Lineage: Eukaryota; Viridiplantae; Streptophyta; Magnoliopsida; Caryophyllales; Amaranthaceae. The record is from RefSeq and is a predicted model, not a curated record.
GGCCGAAGAUGAGGGAGUCCAAAUUCGCACCAGGAGAACCGGAACAUAAUUCGUAGUUGAAAGACUUAGCAACUUUUCGACUCUGUUAAAAAUUCUUCGCAGUCAUCUCUGUCUCUAAACGACGGCAAUAUCUACGUACGUUCACGCCAUCACCGAUAACAAACACCACCAUCCAGGCUCAGCUGAUUCAUCCCCAACCUCCUCAAAUUCUCGCAAAUAAUCUUACUUGACAUAAACAUUCAGACAAGAAAAAAUCAAUGGGGAAAUCAAAGGGUGAAAGUGCCAGGACCAAAACUCGUGCUUCCAGCAGCAGUCUUGCUGCAUCAUUAGUGCCAGCUGGUGCAGUUCCAGUUGGGUUUGGAGGUUAUGUGGGCAGUGCGCGAGUUGAUUCUGCUCUUCAUGGUGAUGAAUCCACUUCUUUCACGGGCAUUGAUGGAGAGAUGUUACAAUACUUGAAAAGGCUUGCUAGAAAGGAUCCUAUAACCAAGCUCAAAGCUUUAAAUUCUUUGUCAGCAUUACUGAAGGACAAGUCUGGGAAGGAUGUUUUACCAAUAAUUCCCCAAUGGGGUUUUGAAUAUCGAAGGCUUUUGAUGGACUAUAAUCGAGAAGUUCGUAGAGCAACUCAUCACACGAUGACAAGCCUUGUUGCUGCUGCUGGACGAGAAUUGGCUUUUCAUCUUAAGCAUUUGAUGGGACCAUGGUGGUUUGCUCAGUUUGAUUCGGUUUCUGAAGUUUCUCAAGCUGCUAAAAAUUCACUAGAGGCUGCCUUUCCAACCCAAGAAAAAAAGCUAGAUGCCCUGAUAUUUUGUGCAUCAGAGGUGUUUGAGUAUUUGGAAGAAAAUCUAAAGCUAACACAGAAGAGUAUGGCUGAUCUUGCUGCUGCUUCAGAUGAGCUAACGGAAAUGCACCAAAGGGUUAUUUCAUCAUCACUAUUGGCUCUUGCUACACUGCUUGAUGUGUUAAUUGGUGCGAAACAAGAGAGCACAGCUGUUGACUGCUCAAAGACUCUAUCAACAAAGGUCUUAAAAGUUCGUGAAAUGGCUAUUUCUUCUGCCAAGGCUUUGUUCUUAUCUCAUCACUUUUUCAUAGACUUUCUCAAAUCUCAGAGCUCUGUUGUUCGAUCAGCUACUUAUGCAGUGCUCAGAAGUUUCAUCAAAAACGUUUGUGAUGUUUUUAGAGAAGAAGAUGUGAAAGCUCUUUCUACUGUGGUACUUGGUGCUUUCCAAGAAAAGGAUCCAUCUUGUCAUACAGCAUUGUGGGAAACAUUUUUGCUAUUUAUAGCAAGGUUUCCUGGAAGUUGGUCAUAUAUAAAUUUUCAGAAAACAUUUUUAAAUCGCUUUUGGCAGUUCUUGAAAAAUGGUUGCUUUGGUUCACAGCAAACAUCAUAUCCUGCUUUGGUCCUGCUCUUAGAUGCUUUGCCCCCAGAAGUUAUUGGUGGUCUGAAGUACUUUGUCGACCUUUUCCAGAAUCUUUGGGCAGGAAGGAACGCCUCCCAUCCUAGUAAUGCCGAUCGUUCGGCAUUCUUUGUGGCCUUUAAAGAAUGUUUUCUUUGGGUUUUGCGUAAUUGUGGAAGAUAUUGUAAUGGAGAAGAUGCAAUUUACAAUUUCCGCAAAUCUCUUAUUGACAAUGUCCUUGUGAAGCUUUUGUGGCAUGGUUUCCUGUCUUACUCUGAGGCAAGGCAUGAAUUCAUCAGCCAUGCCAAUAAUAAUGGAGAUGUGUUUGACGGAAGUCCACAAGAGAUAAAACAAGGGCAAGUGAAUGACAUUGGACACUGCAUCAUUGCUGUUCUUUCUGCAAUAUACUCUUUGGAUCGCGAACUUCUCACUCCAUUUUGUGAAGCAUUUCAGAGCUGCUGUCUGGAAAUAUUACAGCAAGCUGAUCAUAUACCGGAUGCUUCUCAGAAUAUAAGACAAGCAAUAAAGUUUUUAGUGCUGGUGGAGACGUAUACAGAUCUGAAAUCUGAAUUCUGGCCUUUGGAUUAUCUAGUUGGACCCAUAUUGGAAAGUUCUCUUCCUUUAAUUAUAUCCAAGGACUUGCCUGAGGUGAUCAAAUUUUUAUCUGUUGUGGUAUCUAUUUUUGGACCGCGAAAAAUAGUAUUGAGACUCAUUCCGACCAAGGGAAUGACAGAUGGUGACGCUGCUGGUGAGGUCGAUGGAGAAGUUAGUGAGUUUCUGAAGGGUUUUGAAGAAACAUUUGUCCCGUGGUGUUUCAGUGGAAGUGAGAUGUCCAUGAAUGUUCGCUUGGAUCUGCUGCUAGCACUGCUGGAUGUUGAAUGUUUCAAUAAGCAGUGGGACAUCAUCAUCUCAUAUGCUGCCAGCAUGUACCAUUCUGGCACAUGUUAUGCUGUGAGAUUUACAACUCUCAUAGAGAAAGCUGGGAACUUGACAAAGAGUAAGUCAACACUUAGGGAUAAUGAACUCUCUGGAAUGGCAUGCUGGAAACAUGAACUGUUAGAUUCCCUAGCUCUUUCCAUUAUGCGGAGUGCUCUUGUUGAUGAUUCUGACUUGCAAUUCAUACGAGCUGUACUUGGAGAUGAUGCAGAAGUCGAUGAUACAUCUUUUCUGUCAAAGAGUACUGUCAUCCAAAUCUACAAACUAGCAUUUGAAAUGCUUGUUGCUUUUGUUUUGGAGUCUCCUUUUGCUUGCAUCAGGAAUUUCGGUUCGUUAGCAUGUUCUCUCGUGAAGUCUACUAUACCAGAUAAUAAAAAUUCUGCAGAAGUGGAGAGGAUGGCUAACGUUUCUCUUCAAAUUUUCAGCCGUACCCUUUCUAGCUUUAAAACAUAUUGUGCUGAAAGUGAUUUGCUUCUUGGUAUUGGAGGGAUCACUUUUAUAAUUGAUUGGGAAUACAGUUUGUUAAGAGCAUCAGAUGUUAAGUCCAGUGGUACUUCAUUGGGAAGUUUCAUGUCCCGGUUAGAGUUUGGCAAAGCAAUGCAUGCUUUCCAUACUAGUAUGUGCAAACAAUUUUGGCAAAGUCUUCUGCCACAUGUUCGUUUGACACUAGGAAGUAUUCUUGCACAAUUUAUUAGGUCUGCCAUUUUUGGACAGGAUGCGUUAGAUGCUGUCAUGAUCACAUCUCUUUGCUGUGAGUGGACAAUUGAGGUUUGCCAGCAUCUCUGUGUAAAUCCACUAGAGGAGCAAAAGUUAAUGAAUGUGCUUAUAAGGAUUGAUGAUUUAUGGCCUUUGUGGAUCACUCUUGAUAGCUGUAAUAGUCAGAGAAAAUAUAUGGUAAAAGUUGAGCAAGCCUUUAGCGAUGAACAUAUAUAUCGAAGCCAGAUGUUUGUUGCACUAAUUGACAAGCUUAUAUCUAAAAUGGGCAUCAAGAGAGUGGUAGUUGGCUCUGACUUACUAGCUUUAGCUGCAGUAGAGAAAGCAAACAACGAGCUUAUUGCAUCUCUGUCUAUUUUGUCACGAGCUUGGAUUGUGGCUGAAAUGCUUUGCACUUGGAUGUGGUGUAGUGGUAGUGCUUUAGGAACUCUUUUGCCUUCUUUGAGUUUGUAUGCUAAAGGGGAAAGUGGUGGUAGCCUAAUUUGCUUAUUUGACUCGAUCAUAAACGUUUUGCUUGAGGGCUCUCUUGUAUGUGGAACAAAAAGUCAGUUGAUUUUCAUCAAUACGUGGCCACCUUCAAAUAAAGAUCUCGAUGAUAUCAAAGAACCUUUCUUGAGAGCCCUGGUGUCGUUACUUUGUACCCUACUGUAUGAAGGAAUAUGGAAACGAGAAAAAGCUAUUGGACUAUGGGAGUUGCUGUUAGACAAGCUCUAUAUAGGUCAAGAAACAGACAUGAAUUGUUUGAAGAUUCUUCCACCUCUUGCUUCUGUUCUCGCACACUUUUUGUGCCAUAAUAAAAGAUCCUGUGACUCGGCUACAGAUUCCUUGCCUGAUAAUUUUAGAGAAAGUAUUGUUCAGAACUGGCUUGAAAAGAUUCUUACGUUCCCACCCUUGAUAUCAUGGACAUCUGGUGAAGACAUGGAGGAGUGGUUUCAGUUGGCUUUGUCGUGCUAUCCCUUAAGCAGAGCAAUGGAUGUUGGACAUCUGAAAUUGGAUCUAAGUUCAUCGGAGCAGAGACUAUUACUUGAUGUUCUCCGUAAGCAAAGGCAUGAUGUUAGCUCAAUCAGUGUCAUUAAUAAGCUACCAGUUGUAUCGUUGUUGCUAUCACGCUUGAUUGCAAUUUCUGUAGUCUACUGCUGGGAAGAAUUUGAUGAAGAAGACUGGGAAUUUAUAUUAUCUCACUUGAGGUGCUGGAUUGAGGUACUGGUUACAAUGAUGGAGGAGGCUGCUGAGUGCUUCGAUCCUGAAAUCGAAAAUGGAUCUAGUGAUAACUUGGAUCUUGUUAUUAGCAAGCUUGAGCAGACCAUGUUGAAUCUGGAUUCUUCCCUAGUGAAUACUGCUACUAAUGCCCUUUAUGCUUUUUCAUGUAUCAUGGAGCUUGUUGGAUGUUGUUUGUCGGAGGAAGCUGAGAAAUUAAAUAUCCCAAGGACAGAAGUUUGCCAUCAUACAAUUGAUUUGGUCCAGGAGGGUGUUCUGCGAUUAGUUUUCUCAGUUGGUGUUACAGAAGCUACUUCAAGUUUGCUUUCAUGUGAGGGUUUGUCUAUUAUAGCAAAAAGCCAUCAUGUUUAUCCUCAGUUUUGGAACUUGGUAUCUUCAAUUGCUGUGAAGUCUUCAACACACUCAAGAGAACAAGCCUUUAAGGCAGUUGAGCUCUGGGGAUUAAGGACAGGUGCUAUAAAUUCUUUGAUGGCCAUUGUAUUUUCCUCUAAACCAGUCUCCGCCUUGCAGUUUGCCUGUUUUAUUCUCCUUUCAAGUCAGCCAUUCUCUAGUAGGGCCAUAAUGGAGGAUGAUAUUUCAGAUUCAUUGACUGCAAGCUCUUCUGUUGAUGUUGGAUCCCAGGAUCUUGUUAUGGCUUCCGAGAACUACCUUCCUCUGAGGGAGGAGAUACAUAACCUGAUUCACAAAUUACCACUUGAACUGCUAGAUAUGGAUCUGGAAGCACAGGACAGGGUUCAUGUUUUUCUUGCUUGGUGUCUAGUUCUUUGCUAUCUUGUAUCUCUACCUUCAUCUUCCUCCAGUAGGGAGAAAUUAGUUCAACAAAUACAGGAGUCUGCCUCUUCAGCAAUAUUGGACUGUCUUUUCCAGCAUAUCCCCUUUGAACUUUGCACAGCACAUGGUUUGAAAAAGAAAAACUUGGAAACCCCACCUGAGCUGACGAAUAUUGCAAAUGCUGCCACGCGUGCUAUCAGUUCAGGUUCUAUACUCUUUGCAGUAGAGGAUCUUUGGCCUAUUGGACCAGAGAAGAUGGCUUCUCUUGCUGCCGCAAUUUUUGGCUUGAUGCUUCGUGUUCUCCCUGCUUAUGUUCGGGUUUGGUUCAAUGAUAUACGUGAUCGUUCUAUGUCAUCUGCUAUUGAAUCUUUCACAAAAACAUGGUGUAGUCCGCAUUUGAUUGUAGAUGAAUUAUCUCAGAUAAAAAAAUCUGAUUUUGUAGAUGAGUGUUUUUCUGUUAGUGUAAGCAAAUCAGCCAAUGAAGUCAUUGCUACCUAUACCAAGGAUGAGACCAGUAUGGAUUUGGUCAUUCGCCUUCCUGUUUUCUACCCGCUAAGAUCUGUUGAUGUUGAGUGUACAAGGAGUCUUGGUAUUAGUGAAGUGAAACAAAGAAAAUGGUUAUUGUCAAUGAUGGCAUUUGUCCGCAAUCAGAAUGGUGCGGUAGCUGAGGCAAUACGAAUAUGGAAGAGCAACUUCGACAAGGAAUUUGAGGGAGUUGAAGAGUGCCCUAUCUGUUACAGUGUGAUUCAUACUACAAAUCACACCCUUCCUCGUCUUGCUUGCAAGACUUGCAAGCAUAAAUUCCAUGGCGCCUGCCUCUACAAAUGGUUUUCAACUUCUCAUAAAUCUACUUGUCCACUUUGUCAGUCACCGUUUUGAUCGAAAAAGCAAUAUUUUUGAUGGAGAUCAUUAUGCUGGUCGUUGGAUGUACUAUCAGCUUCUAUCAGUUCUACUGAACACAGUUGUGCACUUAAGUGAGCAUGCAGCGGUUGAAAUCUAUCAAAUCUCUUGAUUGAAGCUCGGAGGAAUGCCUCUUAUGUACAUAUGCCCCUAAUUCAUGAUUGACAAGCGCUCAGAACCUGAUGUUUAUGAGAUCAAUUUUAUGCAGGACAUUGAUGUAUCAGCUGCUGUUGGUGUAGCAUCACAAGUUGUCAACUGACUCCACAUAUUUAUCAUCAUGUCCCGUCUUUUACUCAAAGUUGAUGCAGUUUCUGGUGUGCACUCUUAGGCAUCUCCCUGUAUGCCAUCAUGUUAUAGCGGCUGAAUUGAAAUGAAUUCCCUACGCGAUAUCAAAAACGAAAGGUAGUGCAAUUCUUGCAGUUUUGGUUCAUUUUUCGGGGGUUGAUUUAGGAACAAUUUAGAAAGACGAUAAGAUCACCGAUAGAACUGUGGUCGUUGCUAACAGUGUCCAUAGGUUACUUGAUUUUACGACAUCUUUCUGUACGCGAAGCUGCCGUCUGAGUUCUGAUGUAAUUUUUAGCUCGCUGGUUCAUACGCACGCCGAAUCUAUAGCUGAAGCCUAAUAAUUUGUCUACAAUGUCGUAUUUAUUUGAUUGUUUCAGUGUUUGUAUAAAGUUUAUUAUGAGUUGUGCCCAAAUUAUGGAGCUUAGUAAUGGUGAAGAUCUAUAUAAGACAUGACAAUGGGCAAUAUCGUUACGGUAUGUUUGGUUGUUCGUACUAAAUGAUGAUAAUGAGAAUGAUUUAUUUUUAGUAUAAUUUUUAUGAAAUGAACUGUCAUUCUCAUGAUGACGGAACUUUAAUUAUUAAAAGUUUUGGGUUGGAAUGAAUUAAUGCAAGUCAAACUGAUAUACAACUUUCCUAAUAAAAAAUGUAGCAACUAAUUUGAGACAGAAUGAUAAUACUUGGGUAAUUUCACGUGUUAAUUUUAAAUUAUCGGUUUUUCCACAUGUUAGAUAAACAUAUUUUUUAAUUCCGUGGUGAUCUUAAGCUUCUAAAUUUUCUCCAUGAUAGACAAAAGAAAAGUGUUUUUGUUUACACUAUUGUUUUCGAACAUUAUGAAUUUUUUAAAAAAAUAUAGACGUCGUCAUCACCUAAGUGGCCGCAUAUGUCUUAAUCCAGUUGAAAUGAGUAUUUAAUUUAACC